Pogoniulus pusillus (Red-fronted tinkerbird) is the source of this 2554-nucleotide messenger RNA. RefSeq names its product phosphoribosyl pyrophosphate synthetase associated protein 2 (gene PRPSAP2). Bases 880 to 1989 code for a protein of 369 amino acids. Gene Ontology annotation, biological process: 5-phosphoribose 1-diphosphate biosynthetic process; purine nucleotide biosynthetic process. Gene Ontology annotation, cellular component: cytoplasm; ribose phosphate diphosphokinase complex. The record is from RefSeq and is a predicted model, not a curated record. Gene Ontology annotation, molecular function: ribose phosphate diphosphokinase activity; magnesium ion binding; ATP binding. The transcript is spliced from 13 exons. Lineage: Eukaryota; Metazoa; Chordata; Aves; Piciformes; Lybiidae.
UCCUGGCAGCUGUGGAGCUUCUUCCUCUUUCAUCCUAAAGCCAUGAGGCACAGAAGUGUCCGCUGGGGUGCUCCAAGCUCUGCUCCAGCGCACCCUGCAGACCAGGAAUCAUUAACUUUAAUUGCCUUUUCCUUUUUUUCGGUGAGAAGAGCUGCAGCGGGAAGUACCUGGGUUGUACCUCUGUGCAAGGAGCCGCUCUGUAAAACGCUGCUCAUCCUGGAGAGGUGUCCUGCUCUACGCUGUGGCGGCUGAUGGCAAAGGCCAGCGGCUACCCAGCGAGGCUGGCGACAACUCCCACCGUGGUGUUGGUGCUCGCAGCAGCGCGACAGACAUCUGCCGCUGAAACCUGGCCCCUCCGCCGCUGUGGGCUGUGCCCUGGGGCUCCGUCUCAACCCUGUUAGGUGCCGUUACCCACCCACCGUGCUCUUUAUUUUGGGGCGAAAGCCUCAGGCCGCCGUUGGCACGGGGGUCGCCCCAGCACGGCGGCAGUAAGAUGGCGCCGCCGGCAGCUCCCCCCGGCGCGGCGGGAAGGGGGGGGGGGGGGGGGGAAGGGCGUUGCCUGGCACCCGCCCCUCUCGCGCUGCCCCCUCCCUCGCUCCGUCGCGCGCCGCCGCCAUCUUGCCCGGGGACUACCGGAGCGGCUGAGCUCCGCCGCUGCCUUUGCCUCUCCCCCAUCCCCUCCGGCCGGGCUACCUUCUCCCGGAGAUCCGGGGGGCCGGAGCCGGCAGGAGAAUUAUUAGUAUCAAAGAAUGACAACAGCUGCUUCAGCAAGUGGAUGCAUUGUGCAAGAGGUCAUUAUUUACAGCUACCAGCUGUACUGAAAUCUUCCUUACAUUUCAUCCUUAUUUCCUGUAGAAGCAGCAAAACAACUUAGGUUUGAUGUUUUGUGUGCCAUCAGCUGAAAUUGGGGCCAUCAUGAAUAUAACCAAGGGUGGACUGGUGCUGUUUUCAGCUAAUUCCAAUUCGUCGUGCAUGGAGCUGUCCAAGAGGAUUGCUGAACGCUUAGGAGUUGAGAUGGGGAAGGUUCAGGUAUACCAAGAGCCAAACAGAGAAACAAGAGUGCAAAUUCAAGAGUCUGUGAGAGGAAAGGAUGUUUUUAUCAUCCAAACAGUUUCAAAAGAUGUGAAUACUACAAUCAUGGAGCUCCUGAUCAUGGUGUAUGCCUGUAAAACCUCCUGUGCCAAGAGCAUUAUUGGAGUGAUCCCUUACUUCCCCUACAGCAAACAGUGCAAGAUGAGGAAAAGGGGCUCUAUUGUGUCGAAAUUACUGGCUUCAAUGAUGUGCAAAGCUGGGCUAACUCAUCUCAUUACCAUGGACCUACAUCAGAAGGAAAUACAGGGCUUCUUCAACAUUCCAGUUGAUAACUUGAGAGCAUCUCCAUUUUUACUACAGUACAUCCAAGAAGAGAUACCAGACUACAGGAAUGCUGUAAUUGUGGCCAAAUCACCUGCGUCUGCAAAGAGGGCACAGUCAUUUGCUGAGCGCUUACGGUUGGGAAUUGCUGUGAUUCAUGGGGAAGCUCAGGACGCUGAGUCUGACAUGGUGGAUGGUCGACACUCCCCGCCUACAGCUAAAAAUGUAGCUGCUAUUCACCCCAGUUUGGAGAUACCCAUGCUGAUUCCCAAGGAAAAACCACCCAUCACAGUUGUGGGAGAUGUAGGAGGAAGAAUUGCUAUCAUUGUGGAUGACAUCAUAGAUGAUGUUGACAGCUUUCUUGCAGCAGCUGAGACCCUUAAGGAGAGGGGGGCUUACAAGAUCUUUGUAAUGGCCACACACGGCCUCUUAUCUUCAGAUGCUCCCCGGCUGAUAGAGGAGUCGGCGAUUGAUGAGGUGGUCGUUACAAACACAAUUCCCCAUGAAAUACAGAAACUCCAGUGCCCUAAAAUCAAGACUGUGGAUAUCAGCAUGAUCCUCUCGGAAGCCAUUCGCAGGAUCCACAAUGGGGAGUCCAUGUCAUACCUGUUCAGAAACAUAGGACUGGAUGAUUAGUGCUGCUCUAACGAACCCCCACCCCCGGCCAAACUGGAAGGGAACAGAUGAGGAGCUGUGAAGCAUCAUGCUUACCUAAAUAUUUCCAUUGAGCCACUUUUUUGUUUUCUCUUGGUUUCAGUGUCAAGGUAGAACAGUUUUAAAGAGCUUUUGGGGGUUUGUUUUUUUUUUUUCCUUUGCCUUUUUUGUAAAUUUGGAGGGAGGGUGAGUGGGGAGCUAAACGUUUUGCAGAGAACUGUUCUAGUUGCUUUUAGGUUAGUUGCACUAUACACAGGAUGGGGGUGGGGGGGAGGAGGGAAACCAACUCCACACGACACUUGAGCAAGAAUUUGGCUUCUAAGUCAAGCAUUCCUUUCCCAAAGCUGCUUGCUACAAGUGCUUUCAGAGAUACUCAGAUGAAGUGACUGUAUCCUAUUUGCAUUUUCCAAGCCAAAAAGGUUGUUCUGUUGUAUGCAGUUGAGUGGUUUUGUAGGAGUGCUUUUAUAGGAAAGCAUAUGAAAUAUGCACUUGUAUUUAUUUUCUGCGACAAAGAAUAAAGACUUGUUUUGUGUCAGCUUUCUAAAAA